Molecule: messenger RNA, 1239 nt
Organism: Colletotrichum phormii
Lineage: Eukaryota; Fungi; Ascomycota; Sordariomycetes; Glomerellales; Glomerellaceae
Product: FAS1 domain-containing protein
Exons: 3
Coding region: 1-1239 (412 amino acids)
Biological process (GO): macroautophagy
Cellular component (GO): fungal-type vacuole membrane
Source: RefSeq, a predicted model, not a curated record
AUGGCUGGUGUCUCUAUGGCCCAGGGAGACAUUGCUGCGCUCCUCGCCUCUCAGCCCGACCUCAGCACGCUGCUUGAACUCCUCAGUCUCGUACCCGGACUUGCAGACACUCUCGCCUCAUCUUCCAACAUCACUAUCGUGGCCCCUCCGAAUCAAGCAUUUGCCAACGUGCCCCGGGAUAUCCCCGAGGGCGAGGCUAUCGAGUAUCGCAACAACAUCAUUGCAAUCGGCGCACUCCUUGCAAACCAUGUCUUCAAAGGAGUCUAUCCGUCGAACGUUAUCACCGACGUUCCUACCUUUGCCCAGACCUUGCUUGAUGGCUCUUACGUCGAUUACAGACAGCCUUUCUCCAACUUCACAGGUGGCGCCUACAACGGGCUCGUGAAGAAUGGCAAGGACGUCUGCAUCUUGUCGGGAGAGCAGACCAUCUCCACUGUCACUCAGGCUGACAUCAAACUUGGAGAGGGGAUCACUAUCCACAAAAUCGACACGGUCCUCUCCUUCGGUGCCCCGUUCCAGCUCUUCACCUUCCGAGCGGGCUACCUCGCCAUGAACGCCGCCUUGGAAGCUGCGCACCUUAACCUUGCUUUUGGCGAGACUGGUGCUGAUGAGCAAGGUCUCAACAUCUCCGACUACACCAUCUUUGUUCCUACCGAUGAGGCCUUCAAGUCAAUUGGCUCCGUUCUUGAGACUGCCAGCCUGGAGACGCUUCAGGAGGUUCUUCGCUACCACAUCAUUCCCAACAAUGUCAUCUUCUCGCCGUCCUUGGGCAACGUCACAGUUCCAUCUCUCCAGGGGACCAACCUCACAUUCACGGUCUUGCCCGAUGGUUCAGCCUGGGUUAACAACGCAAGAAUCACGUUCCCCAACACGAUUUUGUUCAACGGUGUCGCCCACGUCAUUGACAGUGAUCUGAGCCCUGGAAACUUUGAUAGAUCUUCCUUGAAGCCAGCGGCACCAGCAUCUGAGCGAGUCGCUUUCCAGGGCGCAUCCUCAGUUUCAAGCCUGCCUUUCACGAGCGUCUCCUUCGCGACGGACAUGAUGGCAUUCACAGCAACACCCUCUUUGCUUCAGACCGUUGCUGCCGUCGCUACUGCUACCGCUACUGGUGCUGCUAAUGCGACUGCCACGACUUCUGGCAAGCCGAGUUUGGUCCCAACUAGCAACGGUAUUGACCUGUUCCCCGGCAUGAUAUUGGCCCUUUCCGUGGUUACCGGCAUCGCCGCGUUCCUCAUUUAG